CUCCUGGUGGAUUUGCAUCACGGGGUCGCAUAGUCAAUAUAGGCAUAGCUUGAGAGAUGCCUAGCAGUGACGCUGAUGAUUCGGAGACAUGGCUUCUCGAGCUGAUCAACUACAACCGGCAGGCCUCUUCUUCCUCGUUGGUAUCUUCGCCAGAGCAAAGCAAAGCUCAAGUGCCUCAGGAGUUGAAAAAGCACAUUGAUGAGACCCUUUGGAAUAUAGAACGUGCUCCUCAGUGCUUUAGCAAUUUACUUGCUGACUGGCAGUUGGAAUGCCAACUUCCAAAGAAGGGUUCUUCCACAGGCACUGUAGUGCGGCAUGCCAUUGAAACCUUUGAGAAGAUCUUGCGCAAACACGGGCCCAUGGUCUUCAAGUUUGGUUGGACCCAUGAUGCCCAUUGUCGUUUCAGAAACCCAAAAUUUGGCUAUGUCGUGGAUCCACACCAGAGAUGGCAAACUAUGGUGGUAGUAUUUGCAUCCCAUGAGUCUAUUGGCCCAGCCUUUUUGGAAGCUUUCCUCAUCGAAAAGUUCCAGGGUACACCUGGAUGCCGCAAUGUACGUUCUGGUGGUGACACCAUCAUUGACCGAGGAGGACCGUUCUUCACCUAUGUUGUUUACCAAUCAUUUAAAUUCCCACCCAGUGGGGCAAGGAGUGUUCGGUCAAGAGCCGAACCGUAUCAUGUGUGAUUUGACACGGAUACUGUUUCCACCACAAUUGCAAUUGCAUGCCCUAGAAUCGUGGGCAAACAAAAUUAUUGGCCAAUCCAAAGGCUGAGUCGCACGAGAAGAAAGAUAUGUUGAGUGCGAUGGUGAAGCAUACAACUGUUUUUUAAAUGUGCAUGACCUCUACACUUGAGAAGGCUUACCAUACAAUCAGCCCAGCCCAGGUUGAAAGAUCGCAUAGCGAAGGUGAAGGCCACAGCCAAGAAGCCGUGUGCUGAUCUCAUUGCGAUUGAACCACGGCAGAAGCUGCUUCUGGCCGACUUCAAGAAGAGCGGCAAGACAGACAAAAACGCAGCUACUUCUGCUGAUGGUGUUGAGGCUGCUGCGAAGCCGAAGGCAAAACCCAAGGCUAAGGGGAAAUCAAAGAGCCAAAAGGAGGCUCAGGCUUAGUUUGGGGAUGCAGCCCAUGGUG
Durusdinium trenchii is the source of this 1131-nucleotide messenger RNA. The record is from the annotation of a GenBank genome assembly. NCBI's taxonomy places the organism in Eukaryota, Dinophyceae, Suessiales, Symbiodiniaceae.